ACAGAGCUAGGGUGCGCGGCUAACUCCUCAACAACACUGUUCUCUCUCAUUUUUCGACGAAGAUAAAACUAAAGAAUUUUCUUUUUAAGAGCGAAAGAGAAAGGUUGGAGACGAGAGGACGCGAGAGUCUACGGACUUGGUGGAAUUCCUUUUGGAAGAACAAAGUUUCCAGAGGAACAAGAAACAAAGAGCAGUUGCCGAUAGAACGAGUGGGUCGCCGAUAGAACGAGAAGCUAGGAAAAAAGAAAAAGAAAAAGGGACGCUUUCAGUGAAGAGGUAGCUGUUGCAGCCAGGCACCUGCUUCCAUUCCUGGUGAGCCCACAGACAUCAUGACUUGUGCUGAGAAAAUCUCUGGCUUACAAUUGUCUUGCAAGAGGUCUUCAAGAAAGUGCCAACAUCAUUGAGAAGCAUGCUACACAGCUCUGCGUUCUAGCAGAAGAUUGUGACCAACCUGGUUGUGUGAAACUGGUGAAGGCUGCAAUGUUAGCGUUUUGACAGUUCCAAGUGCAAAAGGCUAGAGAUUUUUAAGUGUGAACACUUUGGAAGAGUUCGAAAACUUAGCAAAAGAGGAGGUUUCAAAAGCAACGGUCUUGCUGUUCCAUUCUGAUAGAGUAUAACACAGUUGUAGUCCAAAUAAGAGGUUUUUUUUAUUGAGAGGGAAGUGCAGUGAGAAAAAUGCGUCGUUUGAUUUUGGUUUCAUCACGUUCAAAUCUACUUCCACCUUUUCAAUGUCAAACCUUAUCCACAACCACUGUCACAGAGAGGCCUUUUCCUACCCCUCCACCUCCCGAUGAGGCCACCGUUCGCCAAACGCUGCUCUCCUUCAACAAUGAUUGGAAGCAAGCCUUGGAGUUCUUCGAUUGGGUUGAGGAAUCUCACUCCCACUGCAACUUUCGCCACUCCACUGACACUUUCAACCUCAUGCUCGACAUCCUGGCCAAGUUCUUCGAGUUCGACCUCUGUUGGCACCUCAUUCGCCGCAUGCACUCCCGCCCCUCUUCUCCCCCAAACCACACCACAUUCCGUGUCAUCUUUAAGCGCUAUGUUUCUGCCCAUCUUGUCCAAGAUGCCAUCGACACCUUCCACCGCCUCCAAGAGUUCAACCUCAAGGAUCACACCUCUUUCUCCCACCUCAUAGACGCCCUCUGCGAGUACAAGCACGUCCUUGAGGCACAAGACCUUGUCUUCUCCAAAGACACGCCCAUCGACGCAAUUGGAAACACGAAGAUCCACAACAUGGUUCUUCGUGGGUGGUUCAAAUUGGGUUGGUGGAGCAAAUGCAACGAGUUCUGGGAGGAGAUGGAUAGAAAAGGGGUUCAAAAGGACUUGCACUCAUAUUCAAUUUACAUGGAUAUUCUGUGCAAAGCGGGAAAACCUUGGAAGGCUGUCAAAUUGUUCAAAGAGGUUAAGAGGAAGGGUUUCCAAUUAGAUGUUGUGGUUUAUAACAUUCUCAUUCGAGCCAUUGGUCUUUCCCAAGGGGUUGAUUUCUCAAUUAGCGUUUUCCGUGAAAUGAAGGAGUUGGGUAUUAACCCCACUAUUGUCACUUACAACACUUUGAUUAGGCUUUUGUGUGAUUGCUACAGGCACGAGGAGGCACUUACCUUGCUUCGAACCAUGGCUCGAGAUGGUUGCCACCCCACUGCCAUUUCUUACCAUUGUUUUUUUGCCUCUAUGGAGAAGCCUAAACAGAUACUUGCUAUGUUUGAUGACAUGAUAGAGAGUGGGGUUAGGCCCAGCAUGGACACCUAUGUCAUGCUCCUGAACAAGUUUGGUAGGUGGGGGUUUCUUCGCCCGGUUUUUAUGAUAUGGAAUAGAAUGGAGCAACUCGGGUGUAGUCCUGAUGCAGCAGCUUACAAUGCCUUGAUAGAUUCUCUUGUAGACAAGGGGUUGAUAGAUAUGGCUAGGAAGUACGAUGAGGAGAUGUUAGCGAAAGGACUUUCUCCUAAGCCAAGAAAAGAGUUGGGGACAAAGCUGUUAGGAGGAGAAUCUGUUGAUUUAUUGGACGAGUAUUCUCAAAGUACCAUACAGACACACAACGUUCCACUAGUCUAGAUAAUGUACUUCAGUGGCUUAAGAUGAACUGGAAAGUUUUGUUGAACGAUAAUAGAAAGUGUUAAAUGUACUUGAUACAAAAACUUAAUGCUCGUA
Molecule: messenger RNA, 2148 nt
Organism: Vigna angularis (adzuki bean)
Lineage: Eukaryota; Viridiplantae; Streptophyta; Magnoliopsida; Fabales; Fabaceae
Product: pentatricopeptide repeat-containing protein At1g80550, mitochondrial
Exons: 3
Coding region: 676-2052 (458 amino acids)
Molecular function (GO): protein binding
Source: RefSeq, a predicted model, not a curated record